UCCGGGAAGGAGACGCUGAGCAGGAGUCAGGGGGAUCGUGCGGGGGAGAACCAGAGGCGCGCGGAGGUUGGACUGGCGGGGGAGCAACUCAGGCUGUGGCUGCAUAACGCCAAGGACCGGUGUCAGGACACACGCACAUACCCAAACUGCCUGGUGGGCAAGGAGCUUGUUGAUUGGCUAGUGGAGCACAGUGAGGCCCCUGACAGACAGACGGCUGUGAGCAUCAUGCAAAGACUUAUGGACUACAACGUGGUGCAUCAUGUAUGCGAUGAACAUGUGUCAUUUAAAGACGCCAAGCUCCUGUAUCGCUUUCGGAAUGAUGAUGGCACCCUGUCUCCCAGCAAGCAGGUGAAGAUAUGUGUGCGGGGCCAGCGCUUAUAUGAGAUGAUAACCAGCCAGGAGGAAUCCAUACUGCAGGUUCGGGAGCAGGGCUCUGAGCGGUAUCGCCGGACUUUCCUUGGUCAGCAGAUUUUGGACUGGCUGCUCGAUCACGGGGAGGUAUCCAGCAGGGAGGAAGGAGUUAAGCUGUGCCGGGAAUUGCUGGAACAUGGCAUCAUACAGCAUGUGUCCGGACACCAGCACUUUUCCGAUUCGGAAAUGUUGUUCCAGUUCACGAUUAAUUUCAGACGUAGGAGAAAACUGAUUGAGGUCCUGAACGAUCCAGAUCCCGUUAUGGAUCCCAAGCAAGAAUCUCCCGACAGCCCCUUCUGCCUUCGCAAGCUUGGCUCCGAUCUCCCUCAUAACAACUUUGUCUGUGUUCAGCAUAAUGAGCCGAAGAUUGUUCCUGCACCACGUAGGUGUGGUUACUCUUCUCCUGGUUCUGGAUCCAGCUACACCUACCUUUCUCCUUCCGUGCCUCUUAAGACACCCCCAUCAGUGCUGAAAAGACCUGUAACGGCGGAGGAGUUGCUGUCCCCGGGAGCACCUUACGUCCGGAAGAUUUUAAUGUAUGAAUGUAAGAAGAGUGAAGGGAUUUUGGGGGAUGAUGUCGGUUGGGGGUUUGUGAUCCGUGGGUCUGGUCCCUGCCACAUUCAGGCUGUUGACCCUGGAGGACCAGCUGCUGCUGCUGGCAUGAAGGUAUGUCAGUUUAUUUAUGCCGUGAAUGGGAAUUGCUGCUUGCGCUACGACUGCCAGACAAUCAACCGACUCAUCGUGGCUGGACCACGGGCCAUUAUCCUUGAAGUUUUGGAGCCACUCAGCGAAUUUGCCUUCUUUUGGGAGCUCUCACCUGUGCGGGGUUAAACAGUGAUCGCUGCCAUUGUCAGUCAUCUUUGCCACAAGUGGGGGGAAAAAGUGCAAUAAUUAGGCUUUGGCACUAUAUUACCAUAGAUUUCUUACUGUGCUGGUGCAUGUCACAAAAAUAUAUGGGUGCUGACUGUAACAGGUGUUUAGAGCGUCCGUAUCCCUGAACAGGUUUUGGCUUUUACCAAUGAAUUUUUCAAGUGUCAUUUAUGCCAAACAUAUAGUCAUGUAUCCGGACUUGUGUAAUGGGGUGGGACUCUUGGUGCUGCUAAAAUAAAGAAAUUUGCUUUUGUA
Messenger RNA from Xenopus laevis (African clawed frog), 1536 nucleotides. It is a transcript of the gene deptorl.L, whose product is annotated as DEP domain containing MTOR interacting protein like L homeolog. Lineage: Eukaryota; Metazoa; Chordata; Amphibia; Anura; Pipidae. The record is from RefSeq and is a predicted model, not a curated record.